Syngnathoides biaculeatus (alligator pipefish) is the source of this 1085-nucleotide messenger RNA. It is a transcript of the gene ccdc32, whose product is annotated as coiled-coil domain containing 32. The record is from RefSeq and is a predicted model, not a curated record. The transcript is spliced from 4 exons. Bases 200 to 760 code for a protein of 186 amino acids. Lineage: Eukaryota; Metazoa; Chordata; Actinopteri; Syngnathiformes; Syngnathidae. Gene Ontology annotation, biological process: cilium organization.
UCACUCGUACUGUAUAGCCAUUGAAGCGAGUCUAUGAUGGAGGGACUAAGCUUCUAAAUCUCUUUUUGUUGAGAAAAAAAAAUAAUAAGCAGAGGAAAUAGGUGACGUAUUAAAUAUUUCAUUACGGUUAGACGUGUGUUUUUAAUCGCAGUGAUAUUUUGUGAAAUUCCGAAGACUACUUCUCUUAGCUUGCAAGAGGAUGAUUGACGAUUUCGAGAAACAGGAGGUUCGGAGCAGCGGGGAGCUCUGGUCCCAAAUUUGUGGUCCUAGCCUGCCGGAGAUCCAAGCAGAGACCCCUCCGGACAACAGUUCCGACUUCCAGGACUCUUUUCAGCCUGCGGGAGGGCCGGGCAAUGGCCUGCCUAACGGGACAAACACCACCGGAUUCCCCAAUGCUCAGUGGGAACCCAUGGAGGAUUCCGAGACCUACAUUGCCAGUUUAGAGAAUCGACUGAAGAGGCUGAAGGGUCAGCCCAGCGACGUGACCUCCAAGGAUAUGCUGCGUUCCUUGUCUCAAGCCAAGAAAGAGUGCUGGGAUAGAUUCCUGCACGACGCUCACGCCUCCGAGCUCUUCCAAAGCGGCGACAUGGAUGAGAGUGCCGUGGAACACUUGAAGAGGUGGCUGGUCCCGGAGAAGGUGGCCAUCAGCGCGGAGGAGCUGGAAUAUCUGCUGAGGCCGUCGCAGACCGAGGAGCCCGCCCGAGUGGAGCGGGAGGCGGCGCGGGGGGACGCCGAGGAAGAAGAGGCUCGGGAGUCCUGAGAAAUGACACUGAAACACAGUUCAUCCAUCAAGCUUUUUCCUCUCCGUUAGUUAUCUCUUUUGUUUGUGCCCUUUGUGUAUAUAUGUAUUUUUUUUUACCCACAGUUUUAUUCACAAUGCUUCAACUUUCACAGUCAUAGAGAAAUUCUAAUAAAGGACCUCAUGCAGUAUAAAAAUGUUGACGCUUAAAUUCAUGUAAAAAAUGUCUGAGCUGUGUUUUCAAUAAAUGAUUUUAGGCUUCGUAAAUUGUCAUUUCAUAUAUAACUGCAGACAUUUUGUUGUGUGUGUAGUAAACAAACAUUUAAAGGGCUCACAGGUGGCGGUU